Lasiodiplodia theobromae is the source of this 3075-nucleotide messenger RNA. RefSeq names its product SPX domain-containing protein. Lineage: Eukaryota; Fungi; Ascomycota; Dothideomycetes; Botryosphaeriales; Botryosphaeriaceae. Gene Ontology annotation, biological process: phosphate ion transport; cellular response to phosphate starvation. The record is from RefSeq and is a predicted model, not a curated record. The coding region runs from base 1 to 3075 and encodes 1024 amino acids. The transcript has 7 exons. Gene Ontology annotation, molecular function: inositol hexakisphosphate binding. Gene Ontology annotation, cellular component: Golgi apparatus; plasma membrane; cytoplasm.
AUGAAGUUUGCCAAGGAGCUUGAGCAGGAGCUCGUCCCCGAGUGGAGAGCCAAGUAUUUGAACUACAAGCUCGGAAAGAAGAAGGUUAAGGCUAUAGCUCGCGCCUUUCGCAACUGCCAUCAGAGCCCCCGAACCCCGGGCCUCCGUCGGAUCUCCACCUUCACUCCCUCUCCGCAUAACGUUGUCCCAUCCUACUCGUUCUUGAACCGCCUAGGACGAACCUCUACCGUUGACUCUGCCGCUCCGAAUCUACCACAUGAUGCCCCACGGAACAUCGAGACAGGCACGGGCGGAGAACCCGAAGCCUUGACCCGCUACGGGAGCAUACUAGGAUCGCCGCCAAAAAGGUCGGGUAGCAACCACUUACCGACGCUUAAUCUUCCCGACCCGGCUGUCGAUCCGGAGCGCGCCACCGUGUCUUCGCGAUGGCAGGCAACCGAACCGCCUUCGCCACCUAAAUCAGGUCUUGCGCCCGGUCCCAGCGCCUUUGAAAUUGGCAAAACGCGAUCACCUGGCAAGCCAACCUUGCCCGCCAAGUAUGCCAGUAUAUUCACCCCGAAGCGCGUCAACUCAAUGCCAGGAGUGGCCGCGACGGAGACGCCCGGUGGUCCACGCCCCGGCCUUAGAAGACUGCUAUCUCUGGGCCCAGAUGGUGGAGUACCGCAGCCGACCCCGGGCAAAGAGUCGGACGUGCCUCUCGAAGCGUACCGCGAGCUCGAUGUUCGCCAAGCAGAGUUUUUCGGCUUCUUAGACCAGGAGCUGGAAAAAAUCGAGGCCUUCUACAAGGAAAAGGAGGACGAAGCCACUAACAGACUCGAAGUGCUACGAGAGCAGCUGCAUAUCAUGCGAGAUCGCCGUUUGGAUGAGAUCAUCUCAAAACUUCAAAAAUCAAAGGCCGUUCCGCGGAAAACCCCGUCAAACGGCUUCUUCGACUCCAACGGAUCAGACGACAAAGCCAAUGGGAGCGGUGCGUCAUCGCAAGCGUGGUUGAAGCCGUUAGACGAUGCAAUUGAGGCAGCCAAGAAGCUCCCGGAGGUGGUCAAAGGUAAGCCAAAGCCUAUGAGCAAGAACGCUAGAGCUAUGCAAGAUCUCGGAACUCCCUGCGGCCCAAUUCCACAGGACCGCCGUGACUAUACCCGCCGCCCUGAGCCAGCUGGCGUGCCCUACCGGACGGCGAAACGUAAACUCAAGACUGCUUUGCAAGAGUACUACCGUGGUUUGGAGCUUCUGAAAGCGUACGCUCUUCUGAACCGGACAGCGUUUCGCAAGAUCAACAAGAAAUACGACAAGACCGUCAUGGCGCGGCCAACUAUGCGCUACAUGAGCGAAAAGGUCAACAAGGCCUGGUUCGUGAAUAGCGACGUCAUUGACGGUCACCUUCACGCCGUGGAGGAUCUCUACGCCAGGUACUUCUAUCGCGGCAACCACAAGAUUGCGGUGGGCAAGCUGCGCGUCAAAUCGGCAAAAGCUGGCGACUUCAAUGGCUCUUCAUUCCGCAAUGGGCUGUUGCUGGCUACGGGGAUGGUCUUUGGCUGUGAAGCUAUCUCUUACGCGUCUAAAUACAUAUUCGAUGACGACUCGUCAAUCCACACGACAACAACAUUCCUGAUGCAGAUAUACGGCGGCUACUUUCUGAUGCUUCUACUUUUCCUCUUUUUCUGUCUUGACUGCAAGGUUUGGACAGAUCAGAAGAUCAAUUAUGGUUUCGUUUUCGAGUUCGAUACCCGGACACAGCUUGAUUGGCGACAGUUAUGCGAGAUACCUUGUCUCUGCGUUUUCCUCCAAGGCCUUAUUAUGUGGCUUAAUUUCAGCCGCUAUGGCGGCGAAUCCAUGUACAUUUACUGGCCCGUCGUCUUGAUUGGUCUAACAGUAUUCGUCAUUUUCCUUCCUGCUCCUGUAUUGUACCACCGUAGCAGACGGUGGUUCGCAUAUUCCAAUUGGCGCCUGUUUUUUGCAGGUCUUUACCCAGUCGAGUUUCGAGAUUUCUUCUUAGGCGAUAUGUUCUGUUCUCAAACAUAUGCUAUGGGUAACAUCGAACUAUUUUUUUGUCUAUAUGCCAACGGUUGGGAAGACGCAACCUCGUGCAACUCGUCACACUCUCGGCUCCUGGGCUUCUUUUCAACGUUGCCCGGUAUUUGGCGUGCCCUCCAGUGUCUGCGACGUUACUAUGAUACCCGCAACUUUUUCCCGCAUUUGGUCAACUGCGGCAAGUACACGUGGACGAUCCUGUACUACAUGAGCCUUAGUCUUUAUCGGAUACACAAGACUUGGCAUCUGCGGUCAUUCUUCAUCUUCUGCGCGACAGUCAACGCGGUUUAUUGCACCACCUGGGAUCUGGUUAUGGAUUGGAGUCUGCUGAAUCCGUACGCGAAAAACCGGUUCCUGCGCGACAACCUGGGGUACAAGAACGUAUAUUGGUACUACGCCGCCAUCAUUUUGGAUCCCAUCCUCAGGUUUAAUUGGAUCUUUUAUGCCAUAUACGGCGACGAUGUCCAGCACUCGGCGAUUCUCUCAUUCAUGGUGGCCUUGUCGGAAAUAUUCCGCCGUGGAAUGUGGACCCUGUUCCGUGUUGAGAACGAACACUGCACGAAUGUUGUCAGGUAUCGGGCCUCGCGAGAUGUGCCUCUACCAUACAGUGUUCCGGCUUCAACAAGAGUGAGUUUGGUGGAGCAAGGUGACGAGUCGCCUCUUCAAAGACCGAAGACCCCCAAAGCACAUGCUCACGGAGAGUCCGGUACAACUACGGGGGCCGAUUUGGAAAGGCAGCGGACCCGUGGGGCCUCCAUCCGUCGCAGAUCUGGGUCAACACCGGCGCCGGCGACCCGUGCUCUCACUCGUGUGGGUACUCUGCUUCAUGCGGCGCACGCGCAGGAUUUCGAGCGUCGCAAGAAGCCCGAGGCAGGGCCAAGUGGCGGUAACGAUGAAGAUGACGAGGACGAUGACGAGGGCAGCGAUGAGGACGCGAAGAGGCGGGAGGAAAUGAAUGAGGAGGAUGUGGAGGACAUAGCCAGAGCUGAGGGACUAAUUUCGAGAGUUAGCAUGGAAAGCCCACAGCAGACUGCCUUGGGCUCUUAA